This is a messenger RNA of Symbiodinium sp. CCMP2456, 360 nucleotides long. Lineage: Eukaryota; Dinophyceae; Suessiales; Symbiodiniaceae. The record is from the annotation of a GenBank genome assembly.
AUGCGACUGGGACGCAGCUUGGCUGUUUUUCUGCUUCAACUUGCUUUGAGCCUUGCUGAGAUCGCCAUCACCAGCCUUAUGGUGGUCGCCAUCUCCACCGUCGCAUCUUGCAUCGAGGAUGUGUCCGUCGUUACCGGCACCCUGGGAGCCUUCAUUGGCUCCAGCCUUUGCUGGAUCUGUCCAUCCAGCAUCUAUUUGCGAGUGACGCAAAAAAGCAAGUCUGACCUGGAACAGCCACUUUGCAAUAGCAAAGCACGUCUUCCUCGCAACCGUGCUCUUGCCGCCUACGCAUGCUUCCUGAUUGCGUUUGGCGCCGUGAGCAUCGUGGUCGGUGUAGAGGCGGUUUUGCACGUUGUUUGA